CAAGCUUUCAACUUCGAAUCCUGCAACUCCAAGUGUUUCUCCAUUCUUUGCCAAUUAGUCGCACAGUUUGUUCAGUAUGACACCCAAGACUAAAGACGGGCAUAUCUGGGAGCCUCACACUGGCUUUCAGAAGGGACUUGACAGUGACGCCGUUAUCUCGCCUCAGCGAUCCAUUUCUUCUACCAACAAAAUCUUCGACGUUAUAGUCAUUGGAGCUGGAUAUGCCGGUCUAGCGGCAGCUCGUGACCUCAGUCAAUUGAAUCAUUCUGUCCUUCUGAUUGAGGCACGCGAUCGAAUUGGCGGCAGGACAUAUACCGCCAAGAAAGAUGGAUUCCUUUACGAGAUGGGAGGGACUUGGGUCACUCAUCAUAUGGGCUACUUGUUUAGAGAAAUGACACGAUACAACAUGGACCGCGAUCUCAUAACAACGGGAAGUCCGGAUAUGCACAAAGGGUACUACACUAUUGACGUACCAGGUGCUACACCACGCAAGCUCAGCCAUGAGGAAGCCGGCGCAAUGCAAGCGAAAGCCUGGGACAUGUUCGUCAACGUCGAUGGCCAAUUUGGCCGCACCAUCUGCCCUCUACCCCACGCCCAACUUGACAACCCCAUCGUCGAUCGAUUAACCGUUGAGAAGUGGGAUCAACUAUCUUGCCACGACCGUUUCGAAGAGAUCAAGCAUAAACUCACAACCGAAGAACAAGGCCUCUUGGUUUCUCUACUGCUGCACAUCUCGGGUGGAAGAAUGAAAGAAUCGAGUCUUUGGGAUAUGAUUCGUUCACAUGCUUUGCUAAUGCAUAGUUCUGAUAACUUUGCAGAUGUUUGGUUGCGAUAUAAACUGAGGGAUGGCCAGACUGCACUUGCGAAGCGUAUGUUUGAGGAAGCCACUGGAGAUGGGCUAGAGUAUGCGUUCUCCACACAAGUUAAGUCGAUCGCACAGGACUCAUCUGGUGACGGCCCGGUCACUGUGACAAGCAGUAGCGGCGAUGUAUUCCGGGCGAAGAAGAUUAUCAACACGAUUCCUCUCAAUGUCUUGAAGGAUAUCGAGUUCUCUCCACCGCUUUCACAACGACGACAAGCGGCUAUUAACAUCGGCCAUGUCAAUCAGAUGACUAAGGUUCAUGCUGAUGUUAGCAACAAGGAACUCGAGAGAUGGAACGGCAUGAAGUUCCCUGGCCUCCUGAUGUAUGGCUACGGUGAUGGAGUACUGCCUAAUGGUGAUGUCCACGUCGUUGCUUUCGGUGCAGAUGAACGGGAUACCUUCAUUCCUGAGAACAAUGCGGCGCAGACCAUUGAAGCGCUCAACAAGAUCCAUCCCAUGGAUGUCAAAAGACUAAUGCUGCAUAAUUGGGCAACGGAUCCGUUCUCGAAAGGAGGCCCUGCCUGGUGGCAGCCAGGUUACAUGUCCAAAUACCAGGACGAACUACAGAGCCGACACGGUAAUGUCUUUUUUGCUUCGGCUGACUGGGCUCAUGGGUGGAGAGCUGCUAUCGAUGGUGCUUUGGAGCAAGGCUGUCUUAAUGCACAGGUGGCACACCGCGAGGUCGUUGCUUCUAAGAAGAAGGCUGGUGGUAGUAAGCUUUAAAGUGGCGAGACUGGGAAAUGUUAUAGUAUGAAGCGGAGCUAUGUAUCAUAACAGUAUUAGAAAGCCAUAACUACGUUUAUAAAAAGCUUGAGUAUGUA
Fusarium verticillioides 7600 is the source of this 1683-nucleotide messenger RNA. RefSeq lists its product as hypothetical. The transcript is spliced from 5 exons. The coding region runs from base 77 to 1585 and encodes 502 amino acids. The record is from RefSeq and is a predicted model, not a curated record. Gene Ontology annotation, molecular function: oxidoreductase activity. NCBI's taxonomy places the organism in Eukaryota, Fungi, Ascomycota, Sordariomycetes, Hypocreales, Nectriaceae.